CUCCCGCUUUACCCCGUCAGCCCCGGCGAACGCUGCUGGCCGACACUCCCCCUCUUCCCCCAACCCCACUCCCGUGGGGUUCCCGCCGCCGCCGCCAUGAGGCUGCGGGUGAGGCUUCAGAAGCGGACCGGGCCGCUGGAGGUGCCCGAGGCCGAGCCGACGCUGGGCCAGCUGCGCGCGCACCUGAGUCGGGCCCUGCUGCCCACCUGGGGGUACAGUUCUGAUACCCGAUUUGCAAUUACAUUGAACAACAAGGAUGCCCUCACUGGAGAUGAAGAGACCUUGGCCUCGUAUGGGAUUGUUUCUGGGGACUUGAUAUGUUUGAUUCUUGAAGAUGCCAUGCCAGCCCCUAACUUACCUUCAUCCACAGAUUCAGAGCAUUCCUCACUCCAGAAUAAUGACCAACCCUCUUUGGCCACUGCCACCAAUCAGGCCAGCAUUCCAGCUGAACAACGGAGUGAUUUAUUCCAAGGACCGGUAGUCCAGUCUGACGUCUGGAAGGAUGACAGUAUGCCAGGGCCUAGUCAACAUUUGGAAGCUGAGUCAAUUCAAGAUGCCAUGGAUAUGGACGAGGGCUCAGGCUUCUCUCCCUCAGAGCCAAUGCUGUGCAGUGAAGCAGGGGAAGGGCAGGUGCCACAUUCCUUAGAGACCCUGUAUCAGUCAGCUGACUGCCACAGUGCCAGUGAUGCCUUGAUAGUGCUGGUCCAUCUCCUCAUGCUGGAGUCAGGUUACAUACCUCAGGGGACGGAGGCCAAAGCAGUGUCCAUGCCAGAGAAAUGGAAGUCCAGUGGUGUGUACAAGCUGCAGUACACACAUCCUCUCUGCGAGGGGGGCUCUGCUGCGCUCACCUGUGUGCCUUUGGGAAACCUCAUUGUCGUAAAUGCUACAUUAAAAAUCAGCAGUGACAUUAAAAGUGUGAAAAGGUUGCAGCUUCUGCCCGAAUCCUUCGUCUGCACAGAGGAGCCAGGUGAAAAUGCAGCUGAAGUGUACAAAGAUCUUCAGAAGCUGUCCCGCCUCUUCAAAGACCAGCUGGUGUACCCUCUCCUAGCCUUCACCAGACAAGCACUGAACCUUCCAGAUGUGUUUGGGUUGUUAGUCCUCCCAUUGGAGCUGAAACUGCGGAUCUUCCGACUUCUGGAUGUUCGGUCUGUCUUAUCUUUGUCUGCAGUUUGCCGUGACCUGCUGAUUGCAUCCAAUGACCCUCUGCUGUGGAGAUGUUUGUACCUGCGGGAUUUUCCAGAGAGCGCCAACAGAGCUGGAGACACAGACUGGAAGGAACUCUACAGAAAGAGGCACAAACAGAGAAAAGAAGCGCAGCGCGGGCGGCAUAUGUUCCUGACGACCCCGUCCCACCCCAUCCCCUUCUAUCCCAGCCCCUUGCAUCCCAUGCCCUUUCACCCCAGCUCACUCCUUCCUCCAGGAAUUAUUGGUGGUGAAUACGAUGAAAGACCCACACUUCCCUUUGGUGGGAAUCCAAUAAACUCCCUCAUUCCAGGGCCUGGGCAGACGCCCGGCCAGUUCCCUCCACUCAGACCACGCUUUGAUCCAGUGGGCCCACUUCCUGGACCUAAUCCCAUCCUGCCAGGGCGCGGGGGCCCCACUGACAGAUUUCCUUCCAGGGCCAGCAGGGGUCGCUCCAUGGACAGCCGGCUCCCAUUCAUGUGAUUGAGGAGUAAUCAUUCUGGAGCUAGAUCUUUUGGUUUUGAAACUACCAUAAAGCUGCCAUCUCCUGGGGGUGCUGCUCUCUAGGGUUACUUUCUGACUAUGGUGGUGAGACUGCACUCCCAGAACCGCCCCCUAGCUGCAUUUGCACCUGCAGGGCCCCCCCCCCCCCC
Messenger RNA from Dipodomys spectabilis (banner-tailed kangaroo rat), 1835 nucleotides. RefSeq names its product F-box protein 7 (gene Fbxo7). The coding region runs from base 97 to 1665 and encodes 522 amino acids. Gene Ontology annotation, molecular function: protein kinase binding. Gene Ontology annotation, biological process: autophagy of mitochondrion; positive regulation of autophagy of mitochondrion. The transcript is spliced from 9 exons. The record is from RefSeq and is a predicted model, not a curated record. Lineage: Eukaryota; Metazoa; Chordata; Mammalia; Rodentia; Heteromyidae.